UAACUACUAACGAAUUCGUUAAUCAUAAUUAAACAAUUUAUGUUAUUUGAAUAAUUAUGAAUAAUAUGAUGUUUUUGUUGCGGUCCUUAAAAUUUAUGCGGCACAAUGGAAGCAGGAUGUAUGGAGCUUUUCACGAUACUUUAGACCAACUAACUGGAAUUGAAAAAAGAGAACUCUUAGCUCAUCUUGCUGGCGAUUGUGACCCUUUCCGUAUGCUGAGUAUCAAGAAAGGUCUAGGUACCUGGGAAUGCCCUAAUCUCAUACCAAGUGCAUUCUGCAAGCGGCUCGUGGGAUGCGUUUGUUACCCCGAGACAAACCAUAUUGAAUAUAUAUGGCUACAUCAGGGCGUGCCAAAGCGCUGUGGCUGCGGUUAUUGGUUCGUGUUGUGUCCCAUUGCACCACUGUAAUGUUUUAUGUAAUUAUUUGCAAGGAUUAAAAUAAUAUUG
Molecule: messenger RNA, 446 nt
Organism: Vanessa atalanta (red admiral)
Lineage: Eukaryota; Metazoa; Arthropoda; Insecta; Lepidoptera; Nymphalidae
Product: cytochrome c oxidase subunit 5B, mitochondrial-like
Exons: 3
Coding region: 57-407 (116 amino acids)
Biological process (GO): mitochondrial electron transport, cytochrome c to oxygen
Cellular component (GO): mitochondrial envelope
Source: RefSeq, a predicted model, not a curated record